This is a messenger RNA of Orbilia oligospora ATCC 24927, 1473 nucleotides long. RefSeq lists its product as uncharacterized. NCBI's taxonomy places the organism in Eukaryota, Fungi, Ascomycota, Orbiliomycetes, Orbiliales, Orbiliaceae. Gene Ontology annotation, molecular function: protein binding. The transcript has 3 exons. The record is from RefSeq and is a predicted model, not a curated record. The coding region runs from base 1 to 1473 and encodes 490 amino acids.
AUGAUUGUGAUACAUGGGUUUGGUUCCACAAAUCUUUUGACAACACUUCGACCGGGAUUAACCUCAUCUUCUACCAAAAUGGGACUGCUACCGGAUCCGGCUAGAUUUCGACAGAAGCCUUCUAUCAAGCCGAAUCUUUUGGCUUCGCUGCCUAUUGAAAUCAUCCUACAGAUCAUUGAAGACGAUACUCUUACGCCUCGGGAUCGGGUGUGUUUUGCUGCGACUUGCAGAUGGUUUCAGGGUAUAAUGUAUCCGAUUUUGUAUCGACGGUUCGAUUGGAUUGCACCAUUUAAUCCGACUUGCUCACUGGGACUUGCUAGUGGGUUCGGGCUCCUGGUGGAGGUGCUGUUGGAACCGGUUAUUAGUGGCCUUUCGAUGAUGUUUGGGAUAGGGCCACCACCAGAUCCUCACUCAAAUGCUUUCCAGAAGAGAGCAGAACUCGUUCGGGAAAUGUCACUCUUGGGAGGCUACCAAUACUACAGAGAGAUGGGCGUCAUAACUCGUUAUUAUGGACCCUUAGACGACGGAGAUCCCUUUAUCAGUCUAUUCGAGCCGUUUCAAAAUCUUCGAAGCAUAGAAUUCGAUGAACGAGCUGCUCUAUCAUGGACUGGAUACCUUCGAGUCGUCGCUAAUAUCUUGGUCUCAAAACCUACUCUUGAAGACUUAACCCUAAGACACCGACUUGCGGCACAGCCCGACGCUAGAUACGAAAUGCCAGCUAAUAUGAAAAGCGUUCACAAUACUCUGUCGAAAGGUGUUGUUUCGAAGCUUAGAAGUUUGACGAUAAUACUAGGAAGGAGGUUCGAGCCGACGGAGAUGGGAUAUGAGUACUUCCACCAACUAAUGGAGGUAUUUGAGGGGGCUACGAAUGAAGUUACGGUUUUCAAGCUUUUUGCGAAUUACUCGAAAUUGGAUGAAACGGACCCACUUUUGAUAGACGGCAUUAGCAACCGCAAAGACGGCACUCUAUCACCAGUCAAGUUAUGGUCGUUUCCGAGAAUUAGGGAGAUGGAAAUUCAUGCGCAUAAUUUCCCAAAUACUGGAGCUAUCAGGUCUAUUGAAAAGAAGAGCCUAGGCAAGGCCAAGAAACUCAAGGUUGCUUGUGAUAUUGUGGAUAUGGAUUUUGAUAUUCUCUCUGAAAACUUAUCUUUGUUCAGGAACCUUGAGGAGCUUGGUAUAUGGGACCCACAAUGGCCCGAAGCUCGAGAGUAUACCAACGAGGAACUCACACCAAUAUGUGAAAAGUUUGGCCUUCUUAAAACCAAUCUCGAAAGGCUUCAUACUGUGAAUUGGGCCCUUGGUUAUCAAAAAUUUACCGCACAUUGUACCCUCAAGUAUCCGACCAACAGAAAGAUAUCGACACCCACAAUAUCGUUUGUUCGAUCACAGGGGAUAAAAGCACUUGAAAGAAGCAUAAAAUCCUUACCGGAGCCAGUGAGAUAUAUAAAAGAAGGAUAUAUCUCGGCUCGGUAA